This is a messenger RNA of Leishmania braziliensis MHOM/BR/75/M2904, 5628 nucleotides long. RefSeq lists its product as hypothetical. Gene Ontology annotation, molecular function: guanyl-nucleotide exchange factor activity. The coding region runs from base 1 to 5628 and encodes 1875 amino acids. Lineage: Eukaryota; Euglenozoa; Kinetoplastea; Trypanosomatida; Trypanosomatidae. The record is from RefSeq and is a predicted model, not a curated record. The transcript has a single exon. Gene Ontology annotation, biological process: regulation of ARF protein signal transduction.
AUGAUGACGUCAUCCUUGUUGGCGCAAGAUCUGCACGCGGCACUGCCGGACGGCGGUGAGACAGAGAGGCAGAUCGUGCUUAUUCACGUCGAUAACACUCUGCUGGCAAUGCGCACAAAAAACCGAAUCAACUAUCACAGUGGUGCGGUGAACGGGAGGGACGCCAGCGACUCUGCUACGACUCAGAGGCUAUUUGACCUGCAGCGACGUCUUUUCGCCGGGGCGGUGCCCGUGCCCGGCCGCAUUUCGUCUUCGUCCCCUGUGCACCCCGCUCCGUCGUCGAAAAAUUUUCCUGCUUGCGCCUUCUCCGCCGAAGCACUACCGGAUCCCAUGACGUUUGAUCUACAGGACAACUACGCGACGUACUGCGAGGUGAGUGAGUGGGCGAUUCUGAGCACCUUCGCAGCGGUGUGUCGCAGUCCGAGCACCUCGGCUGUUGUUACCGGGGUUGCCCUCACCGCUUUGAUUGAUAUACUGGAGUUUCCCUGCGCAUUUGUCUCCAUAGAUGGCGUCUACGCGGCGAUCGAGGCCGCCUCCGAAACGCGAGCUGAGGUGCACGAUAACGCUUCGCAUGAGAUGCUGCUCUCCCGCAUCUUUAACGUCUACGCUGCUGCGCUGAAUCACCCUGCAGCGGUGAUGGCUGACGGCGACGUACACGUGCGGGCGCUUGGGCGCAUGAUCAUGCUGGCCACGGACCCCGAGGCAAGUCAACUGCUGAAACGCACUGUGGAGAAGAGCAUGCAGCUCAUUGUAAUGACGCUGUUUCGGCGGCUGCUGUAUCUGCCAGCGGACGAAGCCGCACACGGGGCGUUAGUGGCGGCGGGCGUGAAAGUGCUGGGGUUCAUCAGCCGCCUCAUAAGUGGCGACAUUGCUUGCUUCGACAGCGACGGCUGCGAGGUGGCGUCAACAGUGGCGUUUGGAAGCAGUGAGGGAUCGGCGGGUGCCUCAGCGAGCGGUGGAAACAGUGCCGACAAGGCCUCACCUGUGGAGAACACUAUUGCGCUGAUUCAGCUGGAAGGACUCGCACUCGUGCAGGAUUGUCUGCUGUUGUUGCAGCACUUCCUCAGCAAACCCUUGUGUGCACCACUGCUGGACACGGUGCAGAACCAGCUAUGCCGCGCGCUCUUGAUUGCCGGCGUCGGCACUAAGCGCACCAUAGUACUAGCCCAGGCAUUACGCGCCAUCCACCUCGUCAUCCAGGGCUCUUCGAAGCAUUUGAUUCCGCAGAUAUACAACUUCAUCCGCGUGCUGCACCUUAUCCCGCUGGAGGCCCUCACGAAAGAGCUUGCUGACGCUGGUGCGAGCCAGCAGGGAUCCCCUGCAGACCCUAGUGGCUCUCCGAACACGGGCAGAGGUUCACGCAGCCUCGUCAGCAGCGCUUCCUCCGGCCUUGGCAACUCUGGUAGGCUCUCUGUGCCGCAGCUGCAGCGGAUGCAGGAGCGACGCGACAUCCUUCUCGGCAGCUUGGCCGAGUUUUGCAGCGACCCGCACUUUGGCCGAUUCUGCUUCAUCCACUACGACCUCUCGUGGCGGUACGCCUCGCUGCUGCCACAGCUUUCCCAGGUCUUGGCGGACCAUGCUUACCCCGUCUUUCACGGGGACCCAGAGGAGGCGGCGACGGCAACUUGGAUGCAGCGGCGGGGUGGCAUGGCAAAAGACCGCAAGGCUGCUGUCCAACGGCGCCAGCAGGCUACUGUUGCUGCGGACUAUCGCAGAGACCGACGCCAACUGAGCAUGGCGGCUAGGCGUCUGUCGCGCAGCACCCAACAAACGGCGCUGGAUGGAAUGAUGAACAUGAUGUUCGGCAUAACGCUUCCAGUCAUCGCGGCAGGCGCGUCGUCUUCGAGGCUCAGCGAGCCGGAUGUCACCAUGAGUGCAGGCACCGCCUCGCUGUCCUCCGCUGAGGUGAGCCACCUCCUUCAGCACGCGCAGAAGAUGAAGGAUGUGCUGAACCAGUUUGCAGCUCUCUUCGAGGAAUCCCCGAUAAAGAAAGGCAUCCCGUUCCUACUCGAGCACGCCAUUCGUGUACCUGCCGGCGCAGAGGAGGAAGGCUCCUUGAAGCACUGCACUAAGCUUGUUCUGGCUGAGCCGGCGGGCGGGCGGGAGCUCGGAGAGGCCCUGUACCGUCUCAGCAUCGUGCUGAAUAAGCGCGUGCUUGGCGACUACAUCGGAGAGCAGGGCCGCAACAAUCCAGAGGACGCCGGCGCUGCCGAGGAUGCUACAAAGCCGCCUGCUCUCUUUUCUGUUCGCUUCUUCGAGAGGCAGCUUGACGGAUUCAUUCACCAGUUUGUGUUUCACAACAAGCCGCUGCUGGAGGCGAUUCGAGAGAUGGUGUACCUACUCUGUCUGCCCGGUGAGUCGCAGAAAAUUGACCGAGUGAUGGAGUCGUUUGCGCGGCACUGGUACCAGCAGAAUGUGACCUACCGCGAGGAUGGCACAGUAGUCAAGGACGAGACGAUCAACCCCUUCCACAGCGAGUCCGGUGCCUUUGUCCUUUCCUUUGCCAUUAUUAUGCUCAACACGGACCAGCACUCCGGCAAGGUGGCGCAUCAGAUGACAAAGGAGGACUUUGCAAGAAUGAACCGCGGCAUUGACGACGGCAAGGACAUCCCCGCAGCCUAUCUCGGCAGCGUCUACGAUGAUGUUCGUCAGCACGAAGUGGUGAUGGCCGACAUGAUGGAUCGCGGCUUCGCGAACAACACGACAUGGAGGCUGGAGAUGCAGCCCUGCGUGAGCUUCGUGCACCACGUACUGAGCACGAAGGCGGUGCUCAAGGGGGCGGAGGCGAUGGAGGCGCUAUCAAGCAUAUCGUCUCACGAGCCCAGUACUGCCGCUGCCGCCGCCGCCACGGUAAGUUCGACAGACGCGGCGGCGCGUGCCUGCGACACCAAGAGCGUCGUCCUUCAGACAUUCGACUUGUUUCUUUUUCAGUCUCUCUGGAAACGAAGUUUGCUCGUGUUCGACGGCAUGCUGGAGCUCGCUGUGGACGAGGUGUCACGGUCAAUCGUGGCAACCGGUGCCACAGUUGCUCGCGCCGUCGAAGCGGCACAGCAGCAGCUACCGGCGGAGAUGGCUACUCUGCAAUCGAGCCUGCGCGGUGUCUGCGUGCUGGCGCGUGCUGCCCACGCGCUUGGUUUGCCGGCUGUGGCUGACCAGUGCUUUAUAGGACUUCUGAAGUACGUCGUGUUGGACGACUUGACGAACGCUGAGGAGGAGGUGCGCACCCUUUACCACAGCGUUCCGAAGUUAUUGUGCAUGCGCGAGAUCUUUGCGCUGUUUGUAGACCUCUACAGCAGUCUUGUGGACAGCUGGUUGCCACUGUCGCGCUUGAUACUGGACAUGCGGUUGAUAGGGUUGUUCGUUGAGCCGGCUCAAGAGGUGGGGAGGAGGGGCAAGGCGAAGUUGUGUGGGACUGGUCGUGGCUACUCUGAGGCAGUGGAAGACAGCGCAGCGGAGGGGUCAUUGUCGGCCCCAGCCGAGCCUCCCCACGCGCUGCUGGAGAACACCGGUAUCUGCGCUGAUGUUUUUGCACCACUCAUGGCGGCCUCUGCCACUGAGAGCGCCGACGCGGAGCGGAAAGCGCCGAGUGAGCGUAGUUGGUUCUCUUCUCUGUUCAGAGGCAGUGGGGCGCCACAAGUGUCUGCGGUCCAGUUGUCUGAACUGCGAGAUGCACAAGGGCGAAUAGGCAGCUGCAUCCCCAAUAUGCGAGAGAUGCUGGCGAUCCUGCAGCGGGUGGUAGCUGACUCACAUGCUGGCCAUCAGUUCGUUUACAGCCUCUCUGCCGUUUCUAGCAUCGAGGAGGACGCCGCCGGCGGUGGCAUCAGCGGUGGAAGUCCUGCGCCAGCAGAAGAGGAGGGAAAAAGGGGGAAUGGACACACCAGCGGCCUGGAUGAGGCGUCUGCCUAUGCCGCGUCAUACGAACUUGCUUUCAUCUGUGCUGUUGUGGGUGGUGCCUCCACACCGACGGUGCUUCAACCAGAACACUUUGCUCCACUUACAACCCGCAUUAACGGGCUGCUGCGGGAGGUGGACCUGCAUCUCCACGACUCCCGUGCGAGCGACGGGGUGCGGGCCUACUGGUGCACCCUUGGCAACCGUGUUGUGUGCGCGUCGCUGCAGCUCAUGGCGGUUCACUGGCGCGGCCAGCACGGCGCCGUUGCCAUGGAGCAGCUGUGGGCGUGCUGGAUGCGCGCCACUCCUUCCAUCUUCGCCCUCGUGGUGGCUCAGCCUGUCGCAGCGUUUCUCUACGACCAAGUCGUCGGAGUGGGUGACACUGAGAACAGCGCUGGCACAGGAGAGGGGGAGAGGGAUGCAAUGCAGCCGUGGGCGUGUGGCAGCGAAGUACUUGUUCUCCUUGCACCCUUCGCGGUACACGCCACCGCCGUCUCUGAUGUGGCGGUGCAGCGCCAGAUUGGCUCUCUUCUUCUGCAUGUGGUGCAGCAGCGUCUCUACAGCGUGGCGGACGACACCGAGAGCAUUGUGUCACUUUGUCUGUCGUUCAGUGUGUGGGUACGGCACAGCCGUGCCGCAGGGUCAAACGCGGCUGCCGGUGACACACCAGAGAACAGUGCGACGCCAAACACAACAUCGAAGUGCGGGUCAGCCGCCGCCACAACCCUUCCAAGCGGCGCCAGCGUGUUGGAGGUGCUCACCCUGUGUGGGCGAAACGUGCUCCUGGACAACACGGACGCGGCAGCCGCUGGGGCUGGCGGGAAAAGAGGUGAAUGGUGCAACCUUUGGGUGCUUGUGCUUCGAAGUCUUGGCGCGCUGGUCCUCUGCAGUCCUGACGCACGUGACAGCAGCGAGGCGAUCUUUUGUCUGCAGCGCGCGUUGUUAGACUCGGAAGCCCACAGUCUUCCCUUCUCUGCGGUUGUGGCUGUGUAUGAGGACAUCCUCAUCCCUCUGACAGAGCGUCUGUGCGUACCAAACGCCAGAGUGCAGACUGGCCUGCGGUGGGCCGGCGGGAAUAAGGUGGCUUUGGGCGAAAAGAGCGGAGCCGCCUCGAGUUUCAGCCGAGGGGUCCUUGGCGGCUUCUUCCGCUCACUCCUGUCGCCAGCGUCACCGGAGUGUGGUGAGCACGGUGCACCGACCACUUCUGUGGCCGGCACCUCAGCUACGUCGCGGCAGUCUACACUGUCGACGCUUGUAUUCACUGAAGUGAAGUGUCGAUUGCUGAGUUUGGUGCCUAAAGUAUUGCUACGGUACACUGCCGCGCUGGCGACGCAGCCGGAUUUGCUGGUGUCUUUGUGGAGGCAGGUUCUGGGCACCUUGUAUGCGGUGUACAGUGCUUACCUGGUCAUAGAGGAUGCUGCCAGAGAUGACAUGGGUGGCAGCAUCCCCUCCCAUGAUGAUGCGAUGCUGGUGCAGGAGGCGGUGGAGGAGACGGUGAAGAAUAUGAUCUACGUGGUCGUCUCCACCUGGAACGGAUCGUCGUCGUCGAUAGUGAGUGGUGCCGCUGGUACCGAGCAGAGGCACGCAGAGGCAUUCUGGGUAGCGAUUGUGCAACUCUUGCAGCCUUUCGCGUUCUCGGCACCGCUGAUUGAUUUCAUGGUUCAGGCUGGUCUUGCGCGGAUAGAGGCCGCUGCUGAUGCUGCUACCGCACUGGGGACUGUUGCAUCAGCUGGGUGA